Molecule: messenger RNA, 521 nt
Organism: Ochlerotatus camptorhynchus
Lineage: Eukaryota; Metazoa; Arthropoda; Insecta; Diptera; Culicidae
Gene: mRpS6
Product: mitochondrial ribosomal protein S6
Exons: 3
Coding region: 15-464 (149 amino acids)
Biological process (GO): translation
Cellular component (GO): mitochondrial small ribosomal subunit; ribosome
Molecular function (GO): small ribosomal subunit rRNA binding; structural constituent of ribosome
Source: RefSeq, a predicted model, not a curated record
GAAAAUAAUUAGAAAUGCCGACAUACGAGCUGGCGCUGAUUUUACGGCAAAUGCCACGGCCGGAAUUAGUUUCGGUGUUGAAGCGCACGGCAAAUGCCAUUUUCGAUAAGGGUGGAGUAAUACGCAAGCUGGACAACUUGGGAACGCGUCCCCUCCCGUUCAAAACCAGUGUGCAUGGAUUGGUUCACCGGACGGGUUCGCAUUUUGUGUUAAAAUUCGAUACCCCACCCGCUACCGUCGAGGACCUGGAGGAGGAAUACGGUCGGGAUGUUGAUAUCAUUCGGAAGCGAAUCUACAAAGCCGAUGCCACACUGCAGGAGCAAGUUAGCUGUACUAUUCACGAAGAAAUGCAACCUCCAGCUUACAGGAAAGAGGUCCAAAAAAUGAUAACCACCUCAAACAAGACCAAAAAGAAAGGCUUCCAAUAUAAUACCGGUUAUGAUCAUUAUCCGUUCCAGAAAUAGGGUCCACAUAAUUUAUAUUGAAGCUAUUAUAGACAAUAGAUGGCUUAAUUAACGUAA